This is a messenger RNA of Thermochaetoides thermophila DSM 1495, 1851 nucleotides long. RefSeq lists its product as uncharacterized. The coding region runs from base 1 to 1851 and encodes 616 amino acids. Gene Ontology annotation, molecular function: flavin adenine dinucleotide binding; oxidoreductase activity, acting on CH-OH group of donors. The record is from RefSeq and is a predicted model, not a curated record. The transcript has 2 exons. Lineage: Eukaryota; Fungi; Ascomycota; Sordariomycetes; Sordariales; Chaetomiaceae.
AUGCACUACCGUCUACUGUCAUUCAUCACUGCCUCGGUGGCUCUUCAAGCCACAUACGCUUCCCCGGCCCUAUCUCCUGAAGUAUAUGAUUAUAUUGUUGUUGGAAGUGGCCCUGGAGGGGGGCCUUUGGCUGCUGAGCUUGCAAGAGCUGGGUACCCUACACUACUAAUCGAAGCAGGUGGCGAUGAGGGUGAGAACCCUACGUACGCCGAAAUUCAGCACUUCAAUGAGGCAGCCAAUGACGAAGCUACGCGCUGGGAUUUCUGGGUUAAGCACUCUGACGACCCUGAGCGUGAGGCCAAAUUUGAACAUACUACUUGGGACACGGGCGAUGGGACUUUCUAUGUUGGCCUAGAUCCUCCGGAAGGUGCCAAGUAUCUUGGAAUCCAGUAUCCCCGUGCCGCCGUUUUGGGCGGGUGCGCCAUGCACAAUGCGGGAGUAUGUUCACUGCCUGCUGAUGACGACUGGAACAUUAUUGUCAACAAGACUGGUGACACGAGCUGGGAAGCAAAAAACAUGAGAAAGUACCUCAAGAAGAUCGAGAAGAAUGAAUAUCUUCUUCCUGGUAACCCAGAUCACGGCUAUGACGAUGCCUCGUGGGCCAAGAAUGAGAGCCUGUCGCAGACAAGAAUUCUUAAGAAGAUUGCGGAGCUCACGGGUCAGGAUCCAAAGAAGGCAGCCGAACUUGUGAGCCGCGACAUCCUCGAGGUUGGUGAUGAUGUCGACGAGACAGUCUCCUUCUAUAAUAUGGCUUUCCACGCGACCGCCAAGGGAGAGCGCAGCAGUCCCAACAGCUACAUCCGCGCGACACUCGCCGACCCAGCUGGUUAUCCCUUGACGGUCAAGCUGCACGCACUCGUCACGCGCGUACUAUUUGACAACGCCACUCUUAUUCCAGGCAGCACCCCACGUGCUAUUGGAGUUGAGGUCAUGACGGGUCCCUCACUCUAUCGUGCGGAUCCUAAGCAUGUCCCUGGAACCAAAGGUCCGAUUUCUCAGAUUUACGCCAAACGCGAGGUUAUAAUUUCAGGUGGUGUCUUCAACAGUCCACAAAUCCUCAAGCUUUCUGGAGUCGGUCCAGCUGAAGAACUUAAAAAGUUUGGAAUUCCCGUCGUUGUUGAUCUUCCCGGUGUGGGCGAGAACCUAGGCGACAACUACGAGGGCUCUCUCCUUGGAAUCGCCUCUUCCCCAACCAACAAUGCCGGCCAGAUCACUCUCCUUUUCCGCACACCGAAUGCGCCGACCAAGAAACGCAACAUAUAUGCCUGGUGUGGCUCCUUCUCCUUCGAGGGAUUUUGGCCCGGAUUCCCAACCUGGUAUGGCAACAAGGUGUACACCUGUGCUUUGGUCCAUCUGGCGCCCAAGUCACAAGCUGGCAGUGUCAAGCUUCGCUCUGCUAAUCCGCAAGAUACACCCGAGAUUAAUUUCCGAUUUUUUGAGCAUGGCGGUGACCACGAUCUCCAGGAACUCGUCGAGGCGGCAAAUAUUCUACGAGAGGCGUGGAAGGCAGCGGGAGAGCCUAUGGCGCCGAUUGAAGAACUGCAUCCCUGUAAAGGCCCUGUGCAACCUGGGAGCGAGCGGUGCAGCGAUGAGGAGCAAAAAGAGUACUUUAAGCUACAGGCAUACUCGCAUCAUGCCUCGUCGACUUGUGCGAUCGGAGGAGAUGACGACCCAAUGGCGGUAUUGGAUUCGAAAUUCAGGGUUAGAGGUGUUAAGGGAUUGCGAGUCGUUGAUGCCAGCGUCUUCCCAGUUGUCCCAGGCGCGUUUCCCAGUUGUCCGACAAUGAUGAUCAGCGUGAAGGCUGCUGAAGAUAUCAUCGAGGAAGCCAGGAGGACAGAUAAAAAAUUGUGA